AUGAUAUAUAACCUGUAUUUCCACCCGCUCGCGCGAUUUCCCGGACCGUUCUGGGCGCGGACGACGCUGUUCUGGCGCUUCUGGCACGAUCUCACAGGCCUGUCACAUUGGACCAUCCAGGACUGUCACAGGAAGUAUGGCGAUGUGUUCCGCGUGGGCCCGAACGAACUGUCCUUUGCCUCCGUCCAGGCGUACAAGGACAUAUAUGCGGCCAAGGGGCCCAGGCCAUUGAAGAGUGAAUUCUACGACAUGCUGGGCACGGGCUUCUCCGAGUCGUGCGUCGUCACGGAGCGAGACCACAAGUGGGCGUUGCAGAAGAGAGCGCUCUUCACGUCCGCCAUGUCGAGCAAAGCGCUGAUGGAGCAGGAGGUGGUCAUCCAGCGGUGCAUUGACGGCUUCGUCGAGAAGCUUGGGAAGCUCGGCGGCGGGCCAGGCGGCCUGGAUUUGACAAAGUGGUACAUGAUGCUUUCGUUCGACAUCGGCGGCGAGAUGGCGUUUGGAGAGUCCUUUGGCUGCGUCGACGCGGAGACCUCGAACCACUGGCUUGACACCAUUUUCGCUCAUCUCCACGCCAUUUCCAUCAUGGAUAACAUCCGGCGCAUGCCCCUGGUGGAAAAGACGGCCAGGCUGAUCCCCACGAAAUGGACGACAGGGAUCCGAAACCGCAUCACUGGCUUUGCGAGAGAGAAGAGCAAGAGACGGAUCGAGAGGAGUGGCGAGACUGUGGACUUCCUCUCGAACGUGGUCGAGAAGGUCAGAAGUGGCAAGAUCUCGCACGAAGAAAUGGCAGCUCAUUGCUCCAUCAUCGCCAUAGCGAGCAGCGAGACGAGCGCCACAUCGCUGGCAACCAUCACGUAUUUCCUCCUCCGGUCGCCGGCGGUCCACAACCGGCUGAAGGCGGAAAUCCGAGACCACUUCAAGUCGCCGCAGGAAAUUGACAUUGCUUCGGCUACUAAGCUACCGUAUCUGUUUGCAGUCAUCGAAGAAGGUCUCCGCAUUGUCCCGACCACGACGGUAGGGUUCUUGCGUAGGGUGCCUUUCCCAGGAAUUGAGGUCGACGGACACUUCGUCCCCGGCGGAACCGAGGUCUCCGUAAGUGGCUGGACGACAGCAAGGGAUGAACGAUACUUUCAUGAUCCGUUGAGCUUUAAACCGGAAAGAUGGCUUGAUCCGGAAUGCAAAGAUGUGAAGGAGGCUAGCCAGCCGUUCUCGUUAGGCCCAAGAUCUUGUCCAGGGAAGACGUUCGCAUAUGCUCAAAUGUCAGUGGAGCUGGCGAAAAUGAUAUGGACAUAUGAUAUGGAAUUGGUCGAUCCUUCACUGGAUUGGGAAAAACAAGUUCGUCUCCAUUUCGUGCUGUGGAAACCAGAGCUGUAUGUCCGCUUCAUAGAGCGCAAGCUGUCGUAA
Cladophialophora carrionii CBS 160.54 is the source of this 1404-nucleotide messenger RNA. RefSeq lists its product as uncharacterized. Gene Ontology annotation, molecular function: oxidoreductase activity, acting on paired donors, with incorporation or reduction of molecular oxygen; monooxygenase activity; iron ion binding. The record is from RefSeq and is a predicted model, not a curated record. The transcript has 3 exons. Bases 1 to 1404 code for a protein of 467 amino acids. NCBI's taxonomy places the organism in Eukaryota, Fungi, Ascomycota, Eurotiomycetes, Chaetothyriales, Herpotrichiellaceae.